AGCACAUAACCUAAAUAUUUUUCAUAUUAUUUGCUGCUUAAUUUAUAGUAGGUUCUUUAUAAUAAUGAAAUAAUAAACCACCAGUUUAAACAGUUUGUUAAAUUGUUGUGUUUAUGUCUCCACCUUAAACCUGUCCAAGCCUACAUCACACCUUUCCAUGUGCACAAGUUGUAGAUUGCAAUUUGACUCUUCACUUGGAUCCAAAUUUCCAAAUGAUGUGUCACUGGAGUGUAUAGAAAGAUAGUAAUUUCUAAAUUGUUAGGUGUUUGUUUAGCGUUUAAACCUCUCAGAGGCUGAAAAACAAUGUAAAGAUCUUGAGCGAGAGGUGCAGAGGAGGGCGUGUCUGAAGAGACUGAACUGAUCCAUUUGCCUGGAGGGCCCUCGUAAACAUGGUGCACCAUUCCUCAUGGGUGACUGUACCAUGUGACUCUUGGAGACGGUGUUUUAAAAAGCGGCUGGACCUGUCGGGAGGAAACAGAAGUAAUCACAAAGUGUCAGGAGGCGCCAGCGAAAGGAAGAUCUGGGCUGUCGGCGCUGCUGAACUCCGGCAGCCCUUCGGUGUGUAGAUUCGGUCUACAGAGUCUUAGAGCUCAAAUCCUGGUGUCCAGUCAUGGCAAGCCGUGGCAGCUUCACCAGUUCCGAGUUCUCAGAGGAAGAAUUGGAGCUGAGCCUGCAGGCUCACGUAGAUGAUGACAGUGUUGACGGCAGUCUGAAAGGCUCCUUUCCUGACAUCGAAAGUCCCAGCAGCAGCCACAGCGAGGCGGAGGAUGGCCGGGUGAAGAAGCGCAGCAGGCCGGUCCGCUCCAAGGCCCGCAGGGUGGCCGCCAACGUCCGAGAGAGGAAGCGCAUUCUGGAUUACAACCAAGCAUUCAAUGCUCUGCGAGUGGCACUGAACCAUGACUUGAGCGGCAAGCGCCUCUCCAAGAUCGCCACUCUCCAGAGAGCCAUCAACCGGAUUUCAGCGCUUUCUGUGUUCCUCAGCAACAACCCGCCCAUCGGAGCUGCCAAAGCUUGCAACCAUCAUGAAUGUCACAUACCACCUGGUGGACUACGACCGGAUGCUGGGCAUGUCCCUCCUGGAAGUGCUACACUACUGGAGCCUCAAGGGUACACGUCUUGGCACCAACCACUUGGGCACCAGAUGCAGAGUUCCUUGAGCAUGCAUCGAUUAUCUUCUGAGCAGCAGGUUUACAUGGACAGUUUGAGACACAUGAACCCUGCCUGUCCUCCAUCGCCGCACUAUUCUUGCUACUCUUCUGAUGCCCAGCCCUACCCAAUUAGCAGUCCCUGUGGGAGGCUAACCAGUGACUCGUCAAGUCCUCCUAGAUUUGGGCGACUGGUUGGGGAAGGCUUGGGGUAUCAGUCUGGAGUUUGGGGCUCUUGUUCCCAGAGCCAUAUGGAGGGCUAUGUGGAGUCCCCGCAGACUUUACCAUUCAGUUGGCAUGUGAACUACCUCCAGGACCCAGGACCACAGCACUGCUACCCAAUGCUAUGACACGUACUGCCUUUACAUGCUGUGAGACAAUAAUGAGACAAGAGAGACACUGUGUAAGUGCAAUAUAUAGAGCCUGUUAUGAGACUCUAAUAAUGAACAUACAUUUCUGCAGGAUGUGUUUAAGUGGUAAUACACUGUAUUAUGAGCUGGAUGACACUGUGUAAAUAUUUUGAAUGUAACAGACAUUGAGUUCAAACUGUUCUUAUGUGACAUUUGUGACCUCAACAUGCAAAUGCUUUCAAGCAGCGGCUAUAGACACUGUGAUGUUACGCAAAUAAAGUCAUGCUGGAAAAACACUCAGGAAUCAUGCACCAGCAAAAACAAACCACUCAGUGUUACUGUAAAUAUAUUUGUAAUUGAUUUCAAAUAAAAUAUUGCCAAAAGUUACAAACAACUGCCUAAUUCUUUUAUUGUAUCAUCGCACAUGUUUGUGCGUCUGCCUUUGUUUACUUGUGAACAUAAGUGUACGAAGUGCACACCUAAUGUGUACCUAGACGGCGAGUCAGCUUCCCUCUACUAAUUUUUGAACCGCAAAGUCUUUGAUCUGUAUCCUAGCUGCUCAUUUGCUCGUUCUUUCCAUAACACAAUAGUGGAAAGACUGCUUAGUACAUAACUAUACCAUGUGUCCAAAUGUUUGUGAACACCCCUUCUAAUAAGUGUAUUCAGCUACUUUAAGUUACAUACAAUUCUGACGCAAAGGUUAAAAAACAUAGUCCCUAUAUACAGUAGAUAAAAGAAUUGCCAAUAGAAUAGGACUGUCUGAAGCACAGCAUCAUAAAUUAUAAUUAUUAUCUUAGUAAAUAUAUAAAUGAAUCCACUGGUUCUCUGCUAGAGGAGCACCUUAUUGGGCUUUUUCAAUUUUUUCACCUGUAGAAGAACCCAAUACAGCACCACAUCUUAUGGCAUUUUCUCUACUGAAAAGGGCACCAUUGGGAAAGCGCCUUUUUCUACUGGAAGGGAAGAAGUUCAUUACUGGAGUGCCACUUUCUACACAUUCUACACAUUCUACAGACACAUUUUACAUCAUAUACAUCAUUUUCCUGAUGUAUAAUUAUUACAAAAAGGGGCACACUAGCUUGCACAGCUGGUAGGUCACACUUGUUCUCUUUUAUGCCACCCUAGGGGCCACUUUAAGGACACCUUUUUCAAACAUGUGGCACCAGAACAUGUUGAAUGUGCUCUCUAGAUCAGGAAAUUUGUAUAAUGUGUCCUAAUAAGUGGCAAUCUAUCGAUGGACUUCUACUUAUCCAGUAGUAAAAGGUGCUGUUUAAAGUGG
Astyanax mexicanus (Mexican tetra) is the source of this 2771-nucleotide messenger RNA. RefSeq names its product basic helix-loop-helix family, member a9 (gene bhlha9). The record is from RefSeq and is a predicted model, not a curated record. The coding region runs from base 611 to 1495 and encodes 294 amino acids. Gene Ontology annotation, molecular function: DNA-binding transcription factor activity, RNA polymerase II-specific; protein dimerization activity; RNA polymerase II transcription regulatory region sequence-specific DNA binding. Gene Ontology annotation, biological process: regulation of transcription by RNA polymerase II; developmental process. NCBI's taxonomy places the organism in Eukaryota, Metazoa, Chordata, Actinopteri, Characiformes, Acestrorhamphidae. The transcript has a single exon.